AGAAGUGGGUGUUAAUUUGUUUUAGUUUAGCAAUCAUGAAGCAAAAAAUAGUUAUCCAGUUGGAAAUGGACUGUGACAAAUGCCGAAACAAAGCCCUGAAAAUCGCUGCGGAGGUACCAGGUGUGAGUUCGGUGUCCCUAGAUGGCGACGACAAGGAUCGUGUGGCGGCUACUGGCGAAAAUGUGGACUUGGUUUGCUUGGCAAACCAGCUGAAGAAAAAGUUUCGGUCUGUGAUCAUUGUGAGUGUGGAAGACAUGAAGAAAACGGCCGAAGAGAAGAAGAAGAAGGAUGAGGAAGAAAAGAAGAAGAAAGAGGAGUUAGAGCUGAAGAGGCAGGAAAAGGAAGAAAAGUUGAAAAAGUUGUUACAUAUUGCUUUGUGUAAAAAGUGCAAAAGCUCAAGUUGCCAUGGUAAGUGUCACACAAGUUGCACAAUGUGCCUAAGCUCAAAUUGUGAUGGGGAGUGUUUCAUCGUUAGUGUUGAAUGUGAGAUCAGUAAGUGCGAGGGUCAUGAUCAUGAUGAGUGUAAGCCAUGCCCUAAUUGCAACAGCAGCAAGUGCCAUGGUUGUAAGCCAAGUACUCCUUCACCAUGUCCAAAAUGGUGCACCUGUCCCAAAUGCUGUUUGCCCUAUCAACCUUGUUAUUACCCUUACCCUAACCAAGUAAUUUAUUAUGAUUCAUGCCCUGAUUCUACUUGCUCCAUCAUGUGAUCAUCCACCACAACUUAAGUGCCACUAUAUAUGCAAACCAUAUGCUUUAAUAUUUGUAUUUAAUAAGAUGUUUGUAAUAUCCAAUCUUCGCUUAAUUUGUUCAUGGUAAUUUGCUUUCGUUUCGUGUAAAUUUUCCUACUUGGAUUCUAAUUCUUAUUGUUGGGUGAGUCUCGGUUUGUAUCCACCUUCUUAUGAUAUUAUUAAUAAAGAAAUUAAUAUUAACGUA
This is a messenger RNA of Cajanus cajan (pigeon pea), 933 nucleotides long. Its product is annotated as heavy metal-associated isoprenylated plant protein 16. The record is from RefSeq and is a predicted model, not a curated record. Lineage: Eukaryota; Viridiplantae; Streptophyta; Magnoliopsida; Fabales; Fabaceae. Gene Ontology annotation, molecular function: metal ion binding.